Tyto alba (common barn owl) is the source of this 639-nucleotide messenger RNA. It is a transcript of the gene TMEM35A, whose product is annotated as transmembrane protein 35A. Gene Ontology annotation, biological process: positive regulation of protein localization to cell surface; chaperone-mediated protein complex assembly. NCBI's taxonomy places the organism in Eukaryota, Metazoa, Chordata, Aves, Strigiformes, Tytonidae. Gene Ontology annotation, cellular component: endoplasmic reticulum. The coding region runs from base 3 to 509 and encodes 168 amino acids. The transcript has 2 exons. Gene Ontology annotation, molecular function: acetylcholine receptor regulator activity. The record is from RefSeq and is a predicted model, not a curated record.
CCAUGGCAUCUCCCAGGACUAUCACCAUCGUCGCCCUCUCGGUGGCCCUGGGGCUCUUCUUUGUCUUUAUGGGGACCAUCAAACUGACUCCUCGGCUCAGCAGAGAUGCCUACAAUGAGAUGAAACGAGCGUACAAAAGCUACGUGCGGGCCCUCCCCAUGCUAAAGAAGAUAGGAGUCAGCUCCAUCCUUCUCCGCAAGAGCAUUGGUGCCCUAGAAGUAGCAUGCGGCAUUGUCAUGACACUGGUGCCUGGUCGUCCCAAAGACGUGGCCAACUUUCUCCUCCUCCUCCUUGUCCUGGCUGUGCUCUUUUUCCACCAGCUAGUGGGGGAUCCACUCAAGCGUUACGCCCAUGCCCUAGUCUUUGGGAUCCUGCUUACCUGUCGUCUGCUGAUUGCCCGCCAGCCUGAGGAGCAGCUGCCAGAAAAGAGAAUCCUGUCAGUGAAUGGGGAUGAGCAGCCACUCAUCCAUGAAGCAGCUCCUGAGAAAGGCAAAAUGAAGGUAUCCUAGUUGAGCGCGUGUGAGAAAUACGGACCCUCAAGGCAGCUCUCUCCAAAAUCACCCAGAAAAUUUGUUUUUUAUUUACCUAUUUAUAUUUUUUGUCUGUCUAAAUAAAGUUGCACUUGGGGUCUGAGACACA